AUGACGGUUGUUGAAUUUGUCAGCCUGGGCGGCACAGCAGGCCCCCGGCCGGCGGCUUCCCAUGUGCCUGCUGCGGCGGUGUCGACCCCAGAGCUGUCGGGCUCUGGCGUGGCUGGGCGGCUGCGCCCGUGGGGACCCGGCUGGGCCGCAGCCGUGGUGCAAGCUCCGUGUCCCGGGUCGAACCGCACCGGCUGUGCUCCGUGCCUCUGCGUCAGACAGAGCCGGGGCCGCUGGUGGGGAAGGACGGUGCAGGAGUGGGAGAUUACAGAAGUUUGUGGAGCCAAGCGUGUGGGUUAUUUUGGUCCCGCUCAAUUUUAUAUUGCUUUGAAGUUAAUUGCAGCAGCGCAGUCAGGGUUCCCAGUACGGAUUGAGAGCAUUAAGAAUGAAUUGCCUCUGCCGCGGUUUAUGGCGCUGAAAAAUGACAGUGAAGUACGUUACGGGACUACAGCAGAACUCCAUGGAGUUAAAUUUCAGGUUCCACAUGCAACUUUGGAAAAAAAUUCCUACAAAAGAACAGAUGAAGGGGACAAACAGGAACCCAAGUCUCCACCGAUGUCUCCAAUCUGCUCACCUCCUGCUUCUCCAUCUACUUACCAGAGAGUACCCUUAAGUUACGGAUAUGGUAAAUCAAGAAGUGGGCUGGAGCAGCAGCAUGGAGCACCUUAUGAAGUCAGACACUCUGCUCACCAGCAAGAUGGACCAUCAUCAGGGAAUUAUGCAACCAAACCUGCACUCACCUGUUCAACUCUUAAUCGGUCUCUUUCAGCGGAGCGGGAGCAACAGGACAGCAGCACCAGCUACUCGGAUGACCCUUGGAGGAUAACAGAGGAGCAGCGAGACUACUACAUCAACCAGUUUAGGUCCCUGCAGCCCGACCUGAACUCCUUUAUUUCAGGUUCCGUGGCAAAGAAUUUCUUCACAAAAUCAAAGCUGCCCAUCCCAGAGCUUUCUCACAUCUGGGAGCUGUGUGACGUGGAUUGCGACGGGGCGCUGACACUCCCAGAGUUUUGUGCCGCUUUCCACCUCGUGGUUGCGAGGAAGAAUGGUUACCAGCUGCCGGAGACGCUGCCGGAGACACUGCUGCCUGAGUACCUUCAAGCAGCUUCUUUGAAGCCCAUGCGUGACUGCGCACUGUUUGAUUCUUAUUCUGAGUCGUUGCCAGGUGGUCAGCACACUCGGGACUUCAGUCGGACGGAGAAGGCGUCAGCUGAAGAGAUACCUGAUAAUUCUGCCCUGUUACAAGAUGCAAAGAAAGAUGACAAACAAGCUCUUAAAGUAAGCACUGCUCUCAAAAUGAUACCAAAGGAAUUUCAGCACUUGACUGUGAAAACAGCUGCUCAGGAAUCUAAUGCACUUAAAGCCAGACCACGAUCCAGGUCUUAUUCUAGCACAUCAAUAGAAGAUGCCAUGAAAAAGGGAGAAGAACCCCCUACUCCACCUCCAAGGCCACAGAAAUCACAUUCCAGAGCUUCCUCUUUGGAUCUGAACAAAAUAUUUCAACAAAACACACAAGCUGUGAGGUCUGGCUGGCUGCCCCCACCACCGCCUGCACUGCCCCCUCGACCUUCUGUAUCUCAGACAGAGCAACCAUCUGAGGUUGAAUUACAUCCUCAGACGAAUAGACCCCCAUCGCAGGCAGAAGAAAACAGUGCAGCAAAGAAGGAGGUUGUUCUUGCUCAGCCGCCCUCCAAACCCACCCGCAGGAAGCUCCGGACGGAGGCGCAGGGCUUGGAGACCCCAGAGCUUUCUCCCACUAUAAAUGUGACUUCUUCCCUGCCAACAGUCAAGCCUCACCUCCCAGUCCAAAAACAGUCUUCCAAGCAGAAACGGGCUAUUCAGACUGCUAUACGAAAAAACAAAGAAGCCAAUGCUGUGCUCGCCAGGUUGAACAGUGAGCUCCAGCAGCAGCUGAAGGAGGUUCACAAGGAACGAAUUGCCUUGGAAACGCAGCUGGAGCAGCUACGUCCUGUCACUGUCUUGUGACUUCCCGCACCGCCAUGCAGUGGCAAGAGCACAGCGCGCAUCCUGACAGCCUUGCAAGGAGAGGAGCGUGGCGCGGCUGAGCAGGGUUUCUGCCGAGGUGGUGGCGGUGGGGAGGACUGGCUUGUUGGGUCUCGUUCACCCCGCUGCGCACAUUUGCCUUUGCGAGUGAAGAAGGUAUAGAAAACUAAUAUCUGACUGCCGGAUAUUUCUGAGCAGGGGGAUGCUUCGCCUUCUUUCCUCCCUCUUCCCAGCCUAAUGUGUAAAUGCAGCUUAUCACUGAAAUGAAUAACCUGAGAGUAUUUUAUUUAUGUAAAGAAUUCCUGAUUUAUAUGUGUUCUGGCAGCACCUCCUGCCCUGAUCAUUAAGAGGUACAGCAUUCCUGAAUUCUUGCGUAAAUUUAAAACUCAUCCUCUGAGAUGGUC
Molecule: messenger RNA, 2405 nt
Organism: Haliaeetus leucocephalus (bald eagle)
Lineage: Eukaryota; Metazoa; Chordata; Aves; Accipitriformes; Accipitridae
Gene: REPS2
Product: RALBP1 associated Eps domain containing 2
Exons: 19
Coding region: 1-1983 (660 amino acids)
Biological process (GO): endosomal transport; endocytosis
Cellular component (GO): cytoplasm; plasma membrane
Molecular function (GO): protein binding; calcium ion binding
Source: RefSeq, a predicted model, not a curated record